CUCCCGGCCUCCCUUCCUGUCUCUCUUCCAGCAAUGGUUACCUUGGGCCUAUCCCGAGUGGACGAUGCGGUGGCCGCCAGACACCCCGGGCUCCGGGAGUAUGCUGCGUGCCAAUCCCAAGCCUUCAUGAAAGGCAUCGUCACGUUCAUCACAGCAGGCACCGGUGCAGCCUUCUUCCUACAAAAGGUCCUCCAGAGGAAGCUGCCCUAUCCCAUGCAGUGGAGCGUGCUUCUGGCCAUGGUUGCUGGCUCAGUCGGCAGCUAUGCAGUGACCCGUGUGGAAACACAGAAAUGCUCCGAUCUCUGGCUCUUCUUGGAGACUGGACGGCUACCCCAGGACCAUGCCCCAGAGCAGGCUUCUCGAGGGUGUUCAGAUCCAGAACAGAAGAAAAAUCAGUAUGGGGACAUUCUGGAGUAAGGGUCCUCCGUGAUUUUGUCUAUACCAUCAUGGUUCUUCCAGCUGUGCACAAGCACUCCACUCUCCAAUCUAUAUAUACACAUAAAAAAUGCUUUAACAUCCUGUA
Messenger RNA from Trichosurus vulpecula (common brushtail), 523 nucleotides. It is a transcript of the gene TMEM141, whose product is annotated as transmembrane protein 141. The coding region runs from base 34 to 417 and encodes 127 amino acids. The record is from RefSeq and is a predicted model, not a curated record. The transcript is spliced from 5 exons. Lineage: Eukaryota; Metazoa; Chordata; Mammalia; Diprotodontia; Phalangeridae.